Messenger RNA from Acanthochromis polyacanthus (spiny chromis), 1369 nucleotides. RefSeq names its product CD2 (cytoplasmic tail) binding protein 2 (gene cd2bp2). The coding region runs from base 58 to 1209 and encodes 383 amino acids. The transcript has 7 exons. NCBI's taxonomy places the organism in Eukaryota, Metazoa, Chordata, Actinopteri, Pomacentridae. Gene Ontology annotation, cellular component: U5 snRNP. Gene Ontology annotation, molecular function: protein binding. The record is from RefSeq and is a predicted model, not a curated record.
AAGAAAACCAGCGAAGAAGAAACGAAAACGAACGUCGCUUGAAUUAUUUUCAGCACCAUGCCGAAAAGAAAAGUGACAUUUGAGGACGGUAACGGAGAGUUUGACCUGGAAGAUGACGUCCCAAACAAAAAGAGCUGUGAGGCUGUCAGUGGACCCGGCUCCAGGUUCAAGGGUAAACAUUCCCUUGACAGCGAUGAAGAGGAUGAGGGGGAGGACACAGGCAGCAGCAAAUACGAUAUUCUAGCCAGUGAUGAUGUGGAGGGUCAAGAGGGAGCAACAAUCGACUAUGAUGAGGGAGUUUCUAUUACGCCUUUCAACCUGGAAGAGGAGAUGCAGGAAGGCCACUUUGACUCGGAGGGAAACUAUUUCAUCAAAAAGGAGCAACAGAUUAGAGACAACUGGCUUGACAACAUUGACUGGGUGAGAAUAAAAGAGCAGCCUUUUAAACAAAAGAAGAAAGGUCUUGGAGCCAAACGGACACGCAGAGCCGGUGAUGAGGACGAGGCUGAGGAAGAAAAGCAGAGAGAAGAAAAGCAAGCAGACAAAGAAGAAGAAGAAGAGGAGGAGGAGGAAGCAGAGCCUGCCGAAGAUCCCCUGGCAUCCUACACGCAGCACCAGCUCACCGAAGCUGUAGUUGAACUGCUACAACCCGGUGAAACAGUUGCUAAAGCGCUACGUAGGUUAGGAGGCCUCGGAGGGAGAAAGAAGGGAAAGCUGAGAGAAGAGAGUGAAUCCACAGAGGAGGCUAAAAGGGAUACAGAAAAGCUCGAUAGGCUCACGGCACUAGCUGACAGACUGGUUGGAUCUGGGAUGUUUGAAAUCUAUCAGCAAACGUAUGAAAAACUGGCCUAUUUGAUGAAGAGCAUGAUGAGCAAGCAGCCAGCGGUGGGGAAGAAAGACAGGGGUGAUGGUGACGGCAAAGAAGAGGAUGAACUCGACAUGUUUGCUGACGAAUUUGAUGAGAAGCACAGCAGCAAAUCAGGGGACAGCAAAGAGGAAGAUGACAAAAGAGUGAGUGACGAAGUGAUGUGGGAGUACAAAUGGGAAAACGAGGAUAAUUCAGAAGUCUACGGUCCCUUCACCAGCCAACAGAUGCAGGACUGGGUGGAUGAAGGCUAUUUCAGCAGUGGUGUUUACUGCAGAAGGGUGGACCAGGAGGGAUCUCAGUUCUACAACUCCAGGAGACUAGACUUUGAGCUCUACACAUGAUUUAAGUAACCGAUCACAACCAUUGCGAUCGCUGUGAGCAAUCAUGUUCCAUCUGCGAUCUUUCUUCAGUUGUGUCAUCCAGGGUUUUAUUGUCAAAUCUGUCCAUUUAACACUGGAUUUGUUUUCUGUACAUUGUUUUUAAAUAAAGAAUUCAUGUGUU